Molecule: messenger RNA, 1225 nt
Organism: Motacilla alba alba
Lineage: Eukaryota; Metazoa; Chordata; Aves; Passeriformes; Motacillidae
Gene: TMEM14A
Product: transmembrane protein 14A
Exons: 5
Coding region: 67-372 (101 amino acids)
Biological process (GO): regulation of heme biosynthetic process
Cellular component (GO): mitochondrial membrane
Source: RefSeq, a predicted model, not a curated record
GCGCGGGAGGCGGGGCCGGGGCCGGGGCAGGUCGGAGGGCGGCGCGGCGGGACGAGAGCUGGGACCAUGGCUGUUGACUGGAUUGGUUUUGCAUAUGCUUCAUUGCUGGUGGUUGGAGGUGUGCUAGCAUACACUCGUAAAGGUAGUAAAAUCUCUUUAGCUGCUGGACUCACCUUUGGCUCAGUGGCUGGUUAUGGAGCUUACUGUGUAACGUGUGAUCCGAGAAAUGUGAAGAUAUCAUUGUUUUCGUCUUUUCUUUUGACCAUUAUAAUGGGAAUGAGGUUCAAGAGGUCCAAGAAAUUAAUGCCAGCUGGACUAGUAGCAUGCCUGAGCCUAUUGAUGAUUUUGAGGCUUGUUUUUAUGCUGCUGUAGGAGAAUUUAGAACUGAAUAUGACUGCCAUGCCCACCGAACAGACAUGCUCUCUGUACUUGAAAGACAAGUUUGAACACAAAUCUUACACUGCAUUUAUAUUUUCUGUAAAAGAUCUGUACAUGUUAAUUGAUUAUUGAUAUGUGUUGAUAUUUUAAAAGCUUUUUUAAAAACUAAAGCAAGUGUUUUGUUGGUAUAUUUUGAUCUACUUUCAUUUAAGCAGUCUAUUAACUCAUGGGAUUUUUCUUUGUAAGUUUGAUCUCUUUUAGGGGUGCAGAGCACCCCAGGAAAUUGAAUUACUCUUGCACUGUAUCUCUGAAAGAAUAUCUAUAAAUACAUGUUUAUGCUAAAUAGGUAUCUUGUAUUGAAGUGUAAUUUUGUAGUUUCUGAUAUUAAAUAAUCAGUUCUAAAUCAAAAAAGUCUUGGGCCUGUACUGUGUUGCACUAAAAAACCAACUUCCUUUCCAGCACACUUUCUUGUUACCCUGGUUCUAAAUAUAAAAAAUCAGUGUUCAAUUUAAAUGUAAAAUGUUUGAAGCUUAUCAGUUUUUUAAGCAGAGAAGUGAGCCAUUUUGCCAACGAAAGAGUCUGGUGCUCUUCUGUGUACUCAGUGGUGGUUUAAAACAUGUACCAUGCUGUAAAUUGCCAGUGACAUGAACCAUGGCUGAGAUACAUCAGGCUGCACAGAGAGGUUGCAAGCUCUCAGUACUCUGGAACAGGUUUGCCAUUCCAUUCUCACACAGAUUGUCUUGCUGAAUUCUUCCCUGUAAGCAGAAGAGACUGUUCAGUCACAAACUGUUCAGGGAUUGAAGUUGCUUUGAUUUGUGUAAAAAAUAAAUAUUCCUGGAGUCUCAAA